CACGUGGUGCACGCGGUGUACGGUAUUUCUUCUUACUUGGUCAAGCGAUCCCUUCCCUCUCUUAAAAAUUAUCUUUCGCUUCUUGCGAAGACGCCAAGAAGGCGACUUCUUUGAAUCCCAAGUCGAAUAACCGAGUCUUGGUGGUUUUCUAAUCGACGGAGAAUUUGGAAGCAAAGGGCGGUUUUCCUCCUUGUGUUUCUCGAGAGGGCGGGCGGAGAUCGGCGAUCGGAUGGCGCCCAAGAGCGUGUUGCUGCCGGUGUCCGAUCCCCCGCGGGACGGUGGCGACGAUGAGGGUCUCUUCAAGGGCUCCGCCAUGUCGAAGCGAGGCGCCUACGCCGCUCUCUCCUACAUGGGCUGCUCUGUACUUCUUGUGAUGUUCAACAAAGCAGCCUUGUCUUCAUAUAAUUUCCCCUGUGCUAAUGUUAUAACUCUCUUUCAGAUGAUAACUUCAACAUGCAUUCUUUAUGUGAUGAAACGCUGGAAGAUCAUUUCAUUUACAGUUGGGGAACCAUAUGCUGCAUCUGAUGGAGCAAGCCUUGUACCAAUUGGGACUUUGUUGCAUACUCUUCCACUUUCGUUAGCAUAUUUGCUUUACAUGCUUGCUUCCAUGGAAUCGGUGCGUGGAGUAAAUGUUCCAAUGUAUGCUACCCUUAGACGUACAACUGUGGUAUUUACAAUGAUUGUGGAGUAUCUGUUGACCGGGCAAAAGUACUCAUCUUCUGUUGUUGGCAGUGUGGCAUUGAUUGUUUUUGGAGCAUUUGUUGCUGGAGCUCGGGACUUAUCCUUCAAUGCCUAUGGCUAUUCCAUUGUCUUUAUAGCCAAUUUCACAACUGCAAUUUAUCUUGCAACCAUAGCCCGUGUUGGAAAGUCUAGUGGUCUCAAUAGCUUUGGUCUCAUGUGGUGCAAUGGAUUAGUCUGUGGACCAACUUUGUUCUUCUGGACAUAUAUGCGGGGUGAUUUGGAGCUGGCAAUGAACUUUCCUUAUCUUUAUUCUCCUGGAUUUCAGGCUGUGAUGCUUCUUUCCUGUAUAAUGGCAUUUUUCUUAAACUACUGCAUCUUUUUGAAUACAACCUUGAAUUCUGCAGUCACCCAGACCAUUUGUGGUAAUCUAAAGGAUCUCUUUACCGUUGGAUUUGGCUGGUUAGUGUUUGGUGGACUUCCCUUUGAUCUGCUCAACGUUAUUGGCCAGGGUCUUGGUUUUGUCGGUUCUGGCUUGUAUGCCUACUGCAAACUGAAGGGGAGGUAGUCAUUGAUCAGCUAUUAGCUAUUUAUUGUGAAAGUUUCCCAAUAUGGAGUUUCACGUUGCCUUAAAGAAUGCAAAUGGCUGCCCACUGGUGUGGGGAUCAUGGGGGUGAUCUCACAAGAUUUUUAUUGAAGCGGCUUCAUGGAGUUGACUCAUGGAGGGGGAUAAUUUUUUGUAAUGUUGUUUAUUUCUUUUGACGAAAUCAAUAUAUCUAUGCACUGAAAAAAAAAAGAACAUGAUCAAAGGGGUAGAAGACAUAUGUAUUUGUUUGACCAAGAGAUCGAACAUGUUGAACUGUUGAUGAGUUGACUCAGCUUUGGUGUUCUAGGUGAUUGGCAGAAUUUCAGUUUGCUGACCAAGAGGAAAAAGUCUUUUAGAUUUGUGUUUCAGUAGUUCAUCAUGGUGAUUCAGCAACAUGAUGCAAUUAAGUUUUUUCCCCCUUAUUCCUUAGUUCUUAAUUAUCUUUGCUGUAAAUAACACCAAUUCCUUAGGAAUGGCCUAUGCAGUUGCUGUGGAGGACAUUCUCAUGCGGGAGGUGCUGUUAUGCUGUUGUUCUGAUCACAUCUGCUAUGCUACAAUAGUCGGCAGUUUGUGUUUUAAUCUUAGCUUGACUUGUUUCUAGCGUAGGCAUUCCACCUCUUCUUGUUGAGCUUCCCCAAGUCCUGACACUACCUGGUGACAAGCACUGGCAUUCGCCAUCAUGACUUGGAUCCGGUAUCAUCCUCUGGCCGGCCACCCUCUCCAUAACCUCAACCCUCAUCAGUGCUUGGUCACCAUGGACAGACUAUUCUCACUUUGCCAAGCUUCCAGAAUAGAAGCCAUGCCCUUCUCCUCGCAUCCUCAGCACACACAUACUUUGCUUUCCACUGCAGGACUCGGUCGAGGGCUCCAAUUUGAGUUAGUCUCUUUCGAGGGAGAGAGAGAUAUCUAAGUCAUGAGGUUCGCCAUUAUGUCCUUCCGUCUGGGGCUGCUAUCUGUUCGGAUUCAGGUUGCACUUUGGACUUCAAUUUCAGCGUAUAUGUGAAUCUAAUACUGGUAUUCCCUUUUCCUCUGCAGUGUGAAAGGUUGGAUAACUUUCUUUAGAUCUCCUUAUGUUUGAAGGGGAAAACAAUGUCGUGCGUUAAAAUUCACAAGGUGUGCUAGAAGGAAGAAAGUUAAACAAUGCAGUGUGACAACUCCAGCUUGAUGCAGUGCAUAAACAUUGAUUUGUAAUUUAUAUAAAGCAGAUCAAGCUAGAAUACUCUCCAACGGCAAAGACGGAUGAAGCUCAGGACUUGAGCUAUAUUCUCUUGCAAGGAAUAUGGAGAAGAAUCUGAAUUCAAGAGACAAGGGACUGCCAUUAGUUUGAUGGAAAUAAGGAGCGAAAGUUUGUUUUCAGUUGUAAUUUGAUCCCUCACUAGCACAAAAAUACUGAAGAUGCUUCCUUGGUAACUGGGACAAACUUUGGUUUCGGUAAACUCUCAAGAAAGGAUGUGUUAUUGAUGUCAAGAAUUGUAGACACCACAAUAUUUGAUCUGGUAAAUGUUUUACAAAUGUCAAA
Molecule: messenger RNA, 2783 nt
Organism: Elaeis guineensis (African oil palm)
Lineage: Eukaryota; Viridiplantae; Streptophyta; Magnoliopsida; Arecales; Arecaceae
Product: UDP-N-acetylglucosamine transporter UGNT1
Source: RefSeq, a predicted model, not a curated record